AUGUUGGAGGAUGCAAAUGAUUCACAUUGGAGAAGUCGAGAGCUACAGAAUGGACUCGAAGCCUUGUUCCCGAAGAGUCUGGACACUGUUCAGGGCAUCAUUGAAGAAAUCAGAUCAACACUGGAGACUCUCCAGAACGAGCUCGCCUGCUUCGAUGAGAUCGCACGGAUGAGUACCAGGAAAGAGGCCUUGAAAGAUACGAUCCGUCGUGUACGAGAGAAAGUCAAGAUCACAUGGGACAAGACGAGGUUCGAAAAUGAAAUAAGAAAUUUGCGCGAACUCAAUGACGACCUGCGGUGCCUACGCGAGCAAGCAGCGGAGAUCAAGGAGCCAGUCCUUCGAAACGCAUCAUGUUCGCGGCCAGCCCAGCAACUCAGUCAGGAAUAUGGCUCCAUCAGUAAAGUCCGCAGGGCAUCAAAAGCCUUCCACCAAGCUCUUGCUACUGCGUGGCUGAAGGAGCUAUCAGAGGCCAGGGUUGAAGAGAUGAGGCAUGAUGUCAAACUCAAGCUUCACACCCGAGUAGAAGACAAUGUCCAGAUGGAAGUCAUGAUUGUCUGUUACGGGCAUGCUUGGCCACCACCCACCCCGAUUCGAGCUGGGUUCAUGAGGCUUCAUGUGGAAUCUCGCCCUUUGGAUUUUAUGGAGUCGGGCCUCAAUACUCCGCCACACUCCGGAGAUGAUGAUCGUCGGAAGAAGCGCAAGGUCCAUUUUGACUUCUCAGACACGCAGGAAAUGUCGAAAAUAUCAACACCAGUAGUUAAGCGGCAACAUCCUAGUAUAGUAGAUCUCAGGCUUGCCGGGGAUAUUUGCACCGCACUACAAGUCAGGGACAGCGAUCCUUGCAACUCGAACUGCCUUGGCUACCUGGAUAGCUGCUCUAAUGAGACCUUCAGGCACAGCUUCUUCGGGAUGUCGACAAAGAAGUCCAUGACCGAAUCCACUUGUGUAUCAGGCGAAGAAAUUCUUACACAGCCAGCCGAGACCUCGGUCACCUUUGUCGACCAAUUGAGGCUUGCGCACAGCUUUGCCGUGGCCGUAUUGAAGUUUCACUCAACACCUUGGCUGAGGAAAUACGUCUCCCUCCAUGAGUUAUCGUUCUUCCGCUUUGAUGACGGCGACCUGUCUAGUUGUAUACGCACCGCCCACCUGGGAUCUGAUUUUAUCCAGGCAUCUUCUAGUGAGCACUUCUCAAUGCCGACCGAGGACUUGACGGACAAUAGAGCAAUUGAAGACGCAAAGCUCCUCCACGGUGUCCGUAACGUGACACUCUGGGGCUUGGGAACUGUGAUGCUUCAAAUCGGGACUUGGUCGAUGAUUAAAUCUCCCGACGAUGUGGUAGCAGUGCGACGCCUUGCCCAGAGGACGCCAAUGUUGGGAAAGAGGUAUAGAGACCUCACGAAACAGUGCCUAGAGUGUGAUUUUGCUUUCGGAGAUGAUCUGUCGAGGCCUCGGUUGCAACAGGCUGUGUAUGAGCAUGUUGUUUGCGGGUUAGCCGAGAUGAUCAACAGUCUUGAUAUUGACGAAGAAUGA
This is a messenger RNA of Diaporthe amygdali, 1530 nucleotides long. RefSeq lists its product as uncharacterized. The transcript is spliced from 4 exons. Bases 1 to 1530 code for a protein of 509 amino acids. NCBI's taxonomy places the organism in Eukaryota, Fungi, Ascomycota, Sordariomycetes, Diaporthales, Diaporthaceae. The record is from RefSeq and is a predicted model, not a curated record.